This is a messenger RNA of Rattus rattus (black rat), 231 nucleotides long. RefSeq names its product transmembrane protein 258-like. The record is from RefSeq and is a predicted model, not a curated record. The transcript has 2 exons. Gene Ontology annotation, cellular component: membrane-bounded organelle. Gene Ontology annotation, biological process: protein N-linked glycosylation. Lineage: Eukaryota; Metazoa; Chordata; Mammalia; Rodentia; Muridae.
AUGGGAUCCAAAGGAUUUACCAGCCCAGUGAACCCAGCUGUCUUCCCUCACCUGACUGUGGUACUUCUGGCUAUCAGUAUGUUCUUCACUGACUGGUUCUUCAUUUAAGAGGUCAACUCUACCUAGUACACUUGUGAUACUUACAAAGAGCUCCUCAUCUCCUUGGUGGCUUCAUUCUUCAUGGGCUUAAGAGUCCUCUUCCUCCUGCCCUGGGUUGACAUCUAUGUAUGA